Molecule: messenger RNA, 870 nt
Organism: Cooperia oncophora
Lineage: Eukaryota; Metazoa; Nematoda; Chromadorea; Rhabditida; Trichostrongylidae
Source: the annotation of a GenBank genome assembly
AUGUUCCUCUUAGCUGGGGUUCUCCCUUUCCUGUUGGUAGCUGAAGCGGUGACACAGAACGCUUCGUUUUCUGGAGCUCAGGGCGUAAUCUACUCACCCGGUUACCCUGAUAACUACGCCAACCAACUCAACCAGUACUAUACCAUCACGGCUCCUGAUCCUGGCUAUUUCGUUCACCUCACGCUCUAUGACUUCGAGACUGAGGCUUGUUGUGACAAGCUGUACAUCUGGGAUGGAGCAGACACUUCAGCAGCCACGCUUGCUAAUGUGUCUGGAGAUGCUACGGGAAUGACAUUCAGCUCUUCUGGAUCUAUAAUGACAUUACUAUUUAAUACCGAUAUCACUGGACAGGAGCGUGGAUUUGCCAUUCACUAUGAAAUGGUUCAAAAAGACACUCAGUACUCGGAGUCAAGCACAUGUCAGUCGGGACUGUUCACAUCGGGACUUGGGUUUGUGACGUCGCCCAAUUGGCCAUCCAAUUACCCAAAUGACAUCACCUGCAACUACCUGAUGACGAUGCCUAAAGGGAGCAGGCUGGUGUUGACGUUUGUGGCGUUCUCGACAGAGGCAUGCUGCGAUAAAGUGGAAAUCUACGACGGACCAAAUGCCACCUAUCCGAAGUUGGCUGUCAGGCUGGUGUUGACGUUUGUGGCGUUCUCGACAGAGGCAUGCUGCGAUAAAGUGGAAAUCUACGACGGACCAAAUGCCACCUAUCCGAAGUUGGCUGUACUUUCUGGCAGUUCAGUCGUCAAUACGACGUACUACUCAACCCAGCAGAGUCUAUUCCUCACGUUCUACUCCGACUACACCGAAAGCGACAAAGGAUUCAGUGCAUAUUAUAAGCAGAUUGUAGAUAGUCGUAAACUCUGA